Molecule: messenger RNA, 3914 nt
Organism: Hermetia illucens (black soldier fly)
Lineage: Eukaryota; Metazoa; Arthropoda; Insecta; Diptera; Stratiomyidae
Gene: hh
Product: protein hedgehog
Exons: 3
Coding region: 1295-2557 (420 amino acids)
Biological process (GO): cell fate specification; protein autoprocessing; regulation of gene expression
Molecular function (GO): patched binding; calcium ion binding
Source: RefSeq, a predicted model, not a curated record
UCAAUCAGUUGUAUAUUAGACCGGGCUCCGAAAAGGAUAACAGUGAAAUGAUCAGAUCAAUAUAGACCGGGUGCGGACUGACUUCAUUCAUUAAAUCUAACACACAGUCUAGUUCCAAGAAGGUAUCACUACCCUUUGCCUAAUCAAUCAUAUGUGGAUCGGUUCUGUGUGACUUCAUUACUAUGAUUGCAAGUGAAAUUUCCCGGUGAUAGUACAGAGUUUUAUCAGCACAAGUGUCUUACAGUGAAGCAUGAAUGAAUCAGAUCGAAGCGUCAUGGUAAAUGACGUCGCAAGUGGCUCACCGCAGAGAUCCCUAGAACGUCCAAUACUGUUCUCCCAUUGAGUAUGGUCGCUCCUUUUUCGUGGAUCCGCGCAGAGGUGAAUGUGUCCACACUUUCCCAUCGCCAGUACGAAAGUAAUUCAUAAUUUAUUGUUUCUGCUAAUAAUAAUUUUUAUUUAUGAUAUACUCGUACCUAUAUAUAAUCUGCGAUAACUCUUGAGCCGGUCAUGAUUACGCUAUACCCACCCGCCGUGCGUAUAUAAAUCGCGCCUACACGGUACUGUUUUAUGUGCAAUUUUCAUUGGAAGUGCGACAGCCGUUCUAUCAUCAAAGAGAUAUAAAUGUAAAAAAGCAAUGAAAAUUUUUAUCAAUAUUCAAACGAAUAAUAACAAAAAAUUGCAGUAUGCACAUGAAUGCAGCGGUUUGAAGUUUGUUUUAUUGUUUAUUCUGCGGUGAAUGUUAUUCACGGAUAAAAAGUGAUUUAUGAAGUUUCCUCCCAAAGUGCAUUGUAUAUUACCUUUAUAAAAUCAUUAAAAUAUAGAAGAUCAGUAAUUGUGGUUUAUAUAAUAACUUUCCUUUGAAAACAUACAUGGAUGCCGUAUAGUGGAUGUAGUGCUGGAGAAACAUGUGCUUAGCAGAUUUUAUUCGUCAAAUAUUUAAUGGUUUUGUUUAUCAAUCGAAUUUAUGAAAGAAUAUUGCUCAUGCAGGUGAAACAUCAGUUGAUGGCUUGAAAUGUUGAAUGUUAAACUUACGGUUUUUGCAAUUUCGAGAUAAACGCGAGGAACAGAUAUUUCAUGUUGCGCUGGUUCACUGUAAAAUAAUGCAUCUUUGUUUUUCGGUGCAAAAUGUGUGACUAUAAUUCAAGUUCUGAGUUUUACUUAAUUUCACUGUGGAAUGAAUCCUGAAAGAUUCUGUGAAUAAAAUUAAUGAACAAUUAAAGUCACUUCAUUAACUGUAAGGGCUCUUUACUUGCCUUCAUUUGAUAAAAUUUAAUUAAUCUUAAUUCUAAAUUUAAUGAUAAUGCAUUCACACACAAAUCAGAUUAGCAGUAAAACGACAUUACACAAACCGUUUAGAAACAUGAUGUUUCAGAAUAUCUUCAGUGUAUUAUUGCUGUUAUCCUUGUUCAUAACGGUGCAUUCGUGCGGUCCAGGACGGGGUAUUGGUGGGCCGCGAAAAAAUCGUAAAUUAACACCUUUAGUUUUUAAACAACACGUUCCGAAUAUGUCCGAAAAUAUGUUAGGUGCGUCGGGGUUAAGAGAAGGAAGAAUCGAACGUACUCAUCCGAAAUUUAAAGAUUUAGUGCCAAAUUACAAUAAGGAUAUUAUAUUUAAGGAUGACGAAGGGACGGGAGCAGAUCGUGUAAUGUCAACGCGAUGUAAGGACAGACUUAACACAUUAGCGGUAUCUGUAAUGAAUCAAUGGCCCGGUGUAAGAUUACGGGUCACGGAAAGUUGGGAUGAGGAUAAUGUGCAUGGCAACGAAUCAUUACACUAUGAAGGUCGAGCUGUGGAUAUCACAACAUCGGAUCGUGAUCGUAGUAAAUAUGGGAUGUUAGCAAGACUCGCAGUGGAAGCUGGCUUCGAUUGGGUCUACUAUGAAAGCCGUGCCCAUAUACAUUGCUCUGUUCGAUCAGAUUCACACCACACAUCGCAUCUGAGUGGAUGCUUCACGGCGAACAGCACGGUUCUUACCUCGACUGGAAUACAUCGCCGGCUGAAUGAAUUAAGGCUGGGCGAAAAGGUGUUGAGCAUGACUGCUACCGGCAAUGCAGUGUUCAGCGAAGUUAUCAUGUUUCUCGACCGCAACGACGCACAGGUUCGCGACUUUGUGCGAAUAACGACCGAUGGUGGCGCUGUGCUUAGUGUGACGCCAGCGCAUCUGAUCAUGGUUUGGAACCCCGACAAGGAGCUUUCGAAAUUUAUUUUCGCCGCGGAAAUCGAAGAGGGCGACUAUGUGCUAGUUAACAUGAAUAGUACACUAGUGCCUAGAAAAGUGAGACACAUUGCGACGACAAGAUCGAGAGGCGUCUAUGCGCCUUUAACGAGGGAGGGUACAAUUGUUGUAGAUUCGGUGGUAGCUUCGUGCUAUGCCCUUGUAAAUAGCCAGUCUUUGGCCCAUUGGGGCUUCGUGCCCUUCCGAAUCGUGAACUACAUUAAGGAUUGGUUCAGCGACAAUUCACUAGAAGAAUCGCGGCAAAGUGGGGUCCAUUGGUACGCGAACGCUCUCUACAAAAUGAAGGACUAUGUUCUGCCCAGCGACUGGAUUUAUCAUUAGCGACAACUAAUUGGACGUAGUUUGCUCGAUUUUUUGUUAAUUUUGAAUUCGUUCGAUAAACACGCAUUGUUUGGAAGAGUGGCUUCGUGCUGUCUCUAUUUAUGACCCCACAUUUUCGGGAAAAUUACAAAUAAUUACUUAAAGGAUUUCGGUGUCCUUCGAUAACACGAAGGUUCUAUAUUUCAACGGGGCAGAGACCAAUAUAUGACAAUGUAUUAAAUGCUCAGUGGAAGUAACUUUCAGCCCAAUGUGCUUAUUUCCACCGAACAUCCACCAUAUUUUUUCAAGCGAACGUUUAAAUCACUAAAUUAACGAUCUAGCAUUCAAGGCGAUUGGCGUAAUGGUCGAAUCCUUUUGAAUGCGAACUUGAGUCAUGAAAUCGAGACGUGCGUCGUUUAGUUAGUAAGUAGGACAAAGACAAUAAAUUUCUUUUCAAAAAGAGAACAUGUAAUUUAAUGUUUACUUUUAAACUCUAGUUAGAUACUAAAUAGGAAAAUUAUUUAAAAUAAUUAUUACUUAUUUAAUGUAUUUAUACGAAAACUGCAAAAAAUAACAAAAUACUGAAAUGGAAAAAAAAUUUUGUUGUUUAAUUCCUUGUUGGCCAGUGUCAAAAAUUUGAAAAAUUUUUUGUAAAAAAUUCUUAAUUUAUUUUGUAGUUAUGAAUGGACUGUUUCUUAGAUUGUUUCGGCUCAAGAAUUUAUUUGUUCAUAUUUAUUCGAAAAAAAACUCUAAUGCGGUGUGUAUAAUAAAACAAUUUUCCGCAUCCAAAUGGGAAAGUUCAGACUGUAAAUGUUCUACUGUAUUAUCUUUUGUUUUUAUAUAUUUUAUAUAUAAUUUCAAAUACAUCGAUUUAUAUAUACUAGAGAGUAGACAAUAUUUAAAACAUUUUCUAAAAUUUUUGGCGAAAAAUCGUAAUAUAUUUGUUGCGAGUUUGUAGUUUGGAGCGAAAUUACUGAUAAGUGAAAGUGAUAUAUUUUUAUGUAAAAAUUAAACUUAAUCAUGAAAUUCCUAGUGGUUAGAUAUACACUUGUAUAUUUUAUCUAGUUUUUACAUCGAACAAAAAAUAAUGUAUUAUUUCAUGCGAUGCCUAUGCCAUUUUCGAUCCAGAUUUAGAAAAGUUUGAAAAAUAUAACUUUUCAAAAGGAGUCGACGUAAGCAAGACAAUGCAUGAACGCAAGAACAAAUUAGUUACAUUUUCCAUGAAAGACAUUUCUUGUAAAUAUUUUAGAUAAGAAAGCGGAAAAGACACAUUAUGCAUAAAUCCAUAAUAACUUUUUAAGUGUUUUGUUAUAAUUUAUAAUAUUGUGUAAUUGAAUAUGGAAAAAAAAUCAAAAGAAACGACUAUUAAAAAAAUUUG